This is a messenger RNA of Manacus vitellinus (golden-collared manakin), 4970 nucleotides long. RefSeq names its product T cell lymphoma invasion and metastasis 1 (gene TIAM1). Gene Ontology annotation, biological process: activation of GTPase activity; small GTPase-mediated signal transduction; positive regulation of axonogenesis. The record is from RefSeq and is a predicted model, not a curated record. NCBI's taxonomy places the organism in Eukaryota, Metazoa, Chordata, Aves, Passeriformes, Pipridae. Gene Ontology annotation, molecular function: guanyl-nucleotide exchange factor activity; protein binding. The coding region runs from base 420 to 4970 and encodes 1516 amino acids. Gene Ontology annotation, cellular component: synapse; plasma membrane; cytosol. The transcript has 30 exons.
CUGUGGAGCCGAAGGCAGGAGUUCUGACAGCCUGUGAGACACGGAUCCCUAAUUGAGGCCUCGCAUCCUUUGGAUCCCUCUGCAGACUGUGCUGUCAAACUCUCCUUCCGGAGCUGCUGCGUUCACCUAGAAGCUGCCAGACCUUUGGAAAACAAGAGACCUUGCCAAGGAGCUGUAUGGGACAACCAAUGUUUCCCUACCGUCCUGCUUUCUGCUGUGACCCCCUCAUGUUUUUGGCAUGUAGUCAUAGACUCUGACGAGGGAGUAAUGGAGUCGCUGAGUGGCAGGUGCUGACAGCUUCUGCAGUCCCAGUAACUGCUCAUUUUGGUGUCAUUUGCAAUUCUGUACCUCUAAAUGCCACAGCUCUCUGGGGGAAGGUUGCGCUGGAUACCGGUACUGCCUCGGAAGACUGUGACGCCAUGGGGAACGCGGAGAGCCAGAGCGUGGAGCACGCCUUCUACGGGGACAAGCACACCAGCCUGGGCCGCAAGCACACCUCCCGCUCCCUGCGCCUGUCCAACAAAGCCUCCCGCCGCUCCCGCCACGCCUCCUCCGGCAAAAUCAUCCACCGCAACUCGGAGGUGAGCACCCGCUCCAGCAGCACGCCCAGCAUCCCCCAGUCCCUGGCGGAGAACGGCCUGGAGCCCUUCGCCCCAGAGGCCAACCUGGAGGACUUUGGGAGCCCCAUGUGGGUGGACCGCGUGGACAUGGGCCUGCGGCCCGUGUCCUACCACACCGACUCGUCGGUGACGCCCAGCGUGGACAGCAGCACCGUCCUCACGGCCGCCUCCGUGCAGAGCAUGCCCGGCUCGGAGGAGAGCAGGCUCUACGGCGACGAGCCGCCCUUCCUGGCGGAGGGCGACGGCAGGGGACACCGGUACGCGGCCAACGGGACCGGCUUCAUGGACACGGCCAGCUUCAAGAAGAAGCGCUCCAAGUCCGCCGACAUCUGGCGCGAGGACAGCCUGGAGUUCUCGCUCUCCGACCUCAGCCAGGAGCACUUGACGAGCAACGAGGAGAUCCUGGGCUUGGCCGAGGAGAAGGACGCCGAGGCCGCCCCGGGCACGGAGGCCGGGGGCAGCCCCCAGCCUCUGGUCACCUGCCAACGUGCCAACUCCAUGAGUGACUUGUAUUCCCCCAAAACCCCGGGCGCUGCCAUGAACGGGGGCCCACGGAACGCCUUCGGAGGGUACUGCCGGAACCUGGUGUCCGACAUCCCGGAUAUCGGGAGCCAUAAGAUGGCCUCGGUCACCGCCGAGGAUGCGCCUUCUUCCUACAGCAACUACAACACGCUGCCCUGCAGGAAGUCACACUGCCUCUCCGAAGGGGCCACCAACCCCCAGAUCAGCCACAGCAGCAGCAUGCAGGGCAGGAGGGCCAAAACCACUCAGGACGUCAACGCCGGCGAGGGGAGCGAGUUCACCGACAGCGGCAUCGAGGGAGCGGCCACCGACACCGACCUGCUGUCCCGGCGCUCCAAUGCCACCACCUCCAGCUACUCCCCGACAGCCAGCCGGGCCUUCAUCGGCAGCGACAGCGGGAGCAGCUCCACGGGCGAUGGGCUCCGCCAGGGCGUGUACGAGAACUUCCGCCGGGAGCUGGAGAUGAGCACGGCCAACAGCGGGGAGCUGGAGGAGGCCGGCUCUGCCCUCAGCGACGAGCAGAGCAGCGGCACCCUCAGCUCCCCCGGCCAGUCCGACAUCCUGCUCACGGCCGCCCAGGGCACCGUGAGGAAAGCGGGAGCCCUGGCCGUGAAGAACUUCCUGGUGCACAAGAAGAACAAGAAAGUGGAGUCGGCCACGCGCAGGAAGUGGAAGCACUACUGGGUUUCCCUGAAAGGGUGCACGUUGUUCUUCUAUGAGACUGAUGGCAGGUCUGGCAUUGACCACAACAGCAUCCCAAAACACGCUGUCUGGGUGGAGAACAGCAUCGUGCAGGCUGUGCCUGAGCACCCCAAGAAGGACUUCGUCUUCUGUCUCAGCAACUCCCUUGGGGAUGCUUUCCUCUUCCAGACCUGCAGCCAGACGGAGCUGGAGAACUGGAUCACAGCGAUCCACUCGGCCUGCGCGACCGCGGUGGCGCGGCAGCACCACAAGGAGGACACCGUGAAGCUCCUCAAGACUGAGAUAAAAAAGCUGGAGCAGAAGAUCGACAUGGACGAGAAGAUGAAGAAAAUGGGUGAAAUGCAGCUGUCCUCUGUCACAGACUCCAAGAAGAAGAAGACCAUCCUGGAUCAAAUCUUCGUUUGGGAGCAGAAUCUGGAGCAGUUCCAGAUGGACCUGUUCCGGUACCGCUGUUACCUGGCGAGUCUCCAGGGAGGGGAGCUCCCCAACCCCAAAAGGCUCCUGGCUUUCGCCAGCCGGCCCACCAAGGUCGCCAUGGGCCGCCUUGGGAUUUUCUCGGUCUCGUCCUUCCAUGCACUGGUGGCGGCUCGCACAGGGGAGUCGGGAGUGAGGAGAAGGACACAGGCCAUGUCCAGAUCUGCCAGCAAACGGAGAAGCAGGUUUUCUUCUCUUUGGGGGCUGGAUACUACCUCGAAGAAAAAGCAAGGGAGGCCAAGCAUUAAUCAGGUGUUUGGUGAAGGAGUCGACUCAGUAAAGAAAUCCCUGGAAGGGAUCUUUGACGACACAGUCCCGGAUGGCAAGAGGGAGAAAGAAGUGGCACUGAGCAGUGUCCAUCAGCACAACCCCGACUGUGACAUUUGGGUUCACGAGUACUUCACGCCCUCGUGGUUCUGCCUGCCCAACAACCAGCCUGCCCUGACCGUCAUCCGUCCUGGGGACACCACGAGGGACGUACUGGAGAUGAUCUGCAAGACCCACCAACUGGAUGUCUCUGCUCACUACCUGCGGCUCAAAUUCCUCGUGGAGAACCAGCUCCAGUUCUAUGUACCAAAGCCAGAGGAGGAGAUCUAUGAACUGCUGUACAAAGAGAUAGAAAUCUGUCAGAAAAUCACACAGCACAUUCAGAUCGAGAAGUCUGAUGCAUCCUCCGAUAUUUAUGGUUUCUCUCUGUCCUCCGUGGAAGAAGAAGGGAUUCGUCGGCUUUAUGUGAACGGCGUCAAGGAGACAGGCCUAGCUUUCAAAAAAGGCCUGAAAGCUGGUGAUGAAAUUGUGGAGAUCAACAAGAGAGCUGCUGAGGAGCUGGACUCGGCCCUGCUGAAGGACGCCCUGGUGCAGCCUGCGCUGUGUCUCACCGUGCGCACCCACCCCGAGAUAGAGGAAGGGCAGAAGCUGCUGCAGCCGCCCCCACGUCGCCUGGAGAACCCCCCUGAGCUGGGUGACAGCACCCUGGUGUUUGCAGGGGGCAGCCAAGGGCACUCCCUUUGUGGUGACCCGGACAGCUCUGCCGACACAGCUCCAGAGGAGGCGGAAACACAGGACCUGGAGUCGUCGGACGAGGCUGAUAAGAUGAGCAAGAGCACAGAGCAGGUCGCUGCUUUCUGUCGCAGUCUGCAUGAAAUGAACCCUUCUGACUCCAGUGCUCACCCUCAGGAAUUUGCAGGACCCCAGCUGGCCACCAUGAGACAACUCACAGACGCAGACAAGCUGCGGAAGGUCAUCUGUGAGCUCCUGGAGACAGAACGCACCUAUGUCAAGGACUUAAAUUGUCUAAUGGAGAGAUACCUGAAGCCUCUACAAAAAGAAACGUUCCUCACACCAGAUGAGCUGGAUGUUCUCUUUGGGAAUCUGACUGAAAUGGUAGCAUUCCAAGUAGAGUUCUUGAAAACUUUGGAAGAUGGAGUAAGGCUGGUUCCAGACCUGGAAAAGCUUGAAAAAGUUGAGCAAUUUAAGAAAGUGUUGUUUUCCUUGGGUGGAUCCUUCCUGUACUACGCUGACCGGUUCAAGCUGUACAGUGCCUUCUGUGCCAGCCACACAAAAGUCCCCAAAGUCCUGGUGAAAGCCAAGACAGACACUGCUUUCAAGGCAUUCCUGGAUGCCCAGAACCCCCGACGGCAGCACUCCUCCACGCUGGAGUCUUACCUCAUCAAACCCAUCCAGCGGAUCCUGAAGUACCCUCUCCUGCUGAAGGAGCUCUUUGCUCUCACUGACGUGGACAGUGAAGAACAUUAUCACCUUGAUGUGGCCAUCAAAACGAUGAACAAGGUUGCCAGCCACAUUAAUGAAAUGCAGAAGAUCCAUGAGGAAUAUGGGGCAGUGUUUGACCAGCUCAUAGCAGAACAAACAGGGGAGAAAAAAGAGGUCGCCGACCUUUCCAUGGGGGAUUUGCUCCUGCAUAAUACAGUGAUAUGGCUGAAUCCUCCUGCUUCACUGGGGAAGUGGAAGAAGGAACCUGAGCUGGCAGCAUUUGUGUUCAAAACUGCUGUGGUCCUCGUAUACAAGGAUGGCUCCAAACAGAAGAAGAAACUUGGCGGAUCACAUAGAGCUUCAAUUUAUGAAGACUGGGAUCCGUUCCGAUUUCGCCACAUGAUACCUUUGGAAGCCCUGCAGGUUCGGGCCUUGGCCAGUGCAGAUGCAGAGACCAAUUCUGUGUGUGAGAUUGUCCACGUUAAAUCUGAGUCUGAGGGCAGGCCAGAAAGGACGUUUCACCUUUGCUGUAGCUCACCAGAACACAGGAAGGACUUUCUGAAGGCAGUGCACUCCAUCCUGCGGGACAAACACAGGAGACAGCUUCUUAAAACCGAAAGCUUGCCCUCCUCCCAACAAUAUGUUCCUUUUGGUGGAAAAAGAUUGUGUGCUCUAAAAGGUGCAAGGCCAGCCAUGAACAGGGCAGUGUCAGCCCCAAGCAAGUCUCUUGGGAGGAGGAGGCGGCGGCUGGCCCGAAACAGGUUUACCAUUGACUCAGACGCCGUCUACACGAGCAGCCCCGAAAAAGAGCCCCAGCAGCCCACGCACGGGGGGGACACUGACCGCUGGGUCGAGGAACAGUUUGACCUCGCUCAGUACGAGGAGCAGGAGGACAUCAAGGAGACGGACAUCCUCAGCGACGACGACGAAGUUUGGGCGUAG